Molecule: messenger RNA, 1038 nt
Organism: Rubroshorea leprosula
Lineage: Eukaryota; Viridiplantae; Streptophyta; Magnoliopsida; Malvales; Dipterocarpaceae
Source: the annotation of a GenBank genome assembly
GCUCUUCUUCUUCCCGGUGCAGCCACCCAAAGAAAAAAAAAAGAAAGGGGAACCCGGCACCAGCCUUUGAGAAACCGGUGAGAUGAGCUUGAUUUCUCCUUCUUUUCUUGCUCUACAACACAUGUAGAACCCAGAAAUUUCCCCCACCCCUCUGCAGAAUCCUGAUCUGCUCUGCUUUGCUCUGUCCUUCCGCCGGCUGCUCCUGCUUUGUGGGGGUGAUUUGCUCCGGUUUUGGCCCCGUGAGUCCCCUGCACUUGCCGCCGGCCUCCUCCCCAAUCUGCACUCCGGUUUUGCUUGCUGGAUUUAUGGUUUCCGAUCGUUUUGUCAGUUAGCACUAAAAUUGAGUGCUUGGUUUUAUGCGAGUGAGGUAAGUAAAUUUAUGGUAAUGCCCGUACUGUUUUUAAAAGCAUGUUUUGAUUUGUUUUUGAAGUGGUGGCGGGACUAAACCCGUUUUACAUAAGUAUGAUCGAUUUGAAGUGAGAUUUCUAUGCUUUUCAUUAAAUUGAGCAUGCCUACUUGAAAUUUAAUUGAUUGUCCUGAUGAUUUGAAAGUAAUUGUGACCUUGCUAGUGGGGGAGUUUAUAAACGCUAGCACAUGUCGGCACAUGUUGAUAUGUUAUUGUAACUCGGCUAGUGGGGGUUAAACGCUAGCACAUGUCGGCACAUGUCGAUAUGUUAGUGAUAGAACUGGUUCGUACAAGUGACCCUGCUAGUGGGGAUUAUACACUAGUAAAUCGUGUGCCUGUCAAUGGGAGGUUUAUAACACUGGCCGUGACCUAUAGAGGAGACGUCUAUUUCGUUCUCGUAUUGUAUCCGUUUUUCGUGAUUGCACUUGUUGGCAUGCUAUAAGUUUAAUAAGGGGCACUCCAUAUUUACUUACUGAGUUUAUCUCAUAGUUUUUCCUUGUCCACCAUUUCAGGAAGCGAAACCGAGGACGGGGAAACCACGGGAAAUGACGAGUUAGAAGGCUAGUCAUUGUAAUUGGAUAUGAAAUUUUAGAGAUAAAUAAUGACCUUGUAAACUAGACGUUAAUUGGAGA